Peromyscus eremicus (cactus mouse) is the source of this 667-nucleotide messenger RNA. RefSeq names its product COMM domain containing 10 (gene Commd10). The coding region runs from base 92 to 667 and encodes 191 amino acids. The transcript has 6 exons. The record is from RefSeq and is a predicted model, not a curated record. Lineage: Eukaryota; Metazoa; Chordata; Mammalia; Rodentia; Cricetidae.
GCGACUUGGCCCUUCCGGGCUUCCGUCAGGCUCGCCGUCAUUGGCUCCGUUGUGCACAGCUGACGGUCGCGCGGGCGAGGAAGCUUCCAGGAUGGCGGCGUCCGCGGCGCUGAUCUUGCCCGAGAGCCCCAGCAUGAAGAAGGCAGUGCCGCUGAUAAACGCAGUCGAUACCGGAAGAUUCCCACGCCUUCUCAUCCGAAUUCUCCAGAAGCUGCACCUGAAGGCCGAGAGCAGCUUCACUGAGGAAGAGGAAGAAAAGCUUCAGGCUGCCUUCUCUCUGGAGAAACAAGAACUUCACCUGGUUCUGGAAACAAUAUCCUUCAUUUUGGAACAGGCAGUAUACCACAACGUGAAGCCAGCGGCCCUGCAGCAGCAGUUGGAGAAUAUUCAUCUCACACAAGACAAAGCAGAAGCAUUUGCCAAUGCUUGGUCGGCUAUGGGUCAAGAAACGGUUGAGAAGUUCAGGCAGAGGAUUCUGGGCCCUCACAAGCUAGAGACAGUGGGAUGGCAGCUUAACCUGCAAAUGGCCCACUCCGCCCGAGCCAAGCUCCAGUCUCCUCAGGCCGUGCUGCAGCUGGGAGUGAGCCAGGAAGACUCCAAGUGGAAGAGCAAGGAGAGCAGCGCCCACUGUGAGGGGUGUGAGCUCCUCAGCCCGUGUGCAGAUUGA